Olea europaea var. sylvestris is the source of this 471-nucleotide messenger RNA. RefSeq names its product protein FAR1-RELATED SEQUENCE 9-like. Gene Ontology annotation, molecular function: zinc ion binding. The coding region runs from base 1 to 471 and encodes 156 amino acids. Gene Ontology annotation, biological process: regulation of DNA-templated transcription. Lineage: Eukaryota; Viridiplantae; Streptophyta; Magnoliopsida; Lamiales; Oleaceae. The record is from RefSeq and is a predicted model, not a curated record. The transcript has a single exon.
AUGAGUGCCUUCUUCGAUGGGUAUGUGUAUUUGAAGACUUCAUUGAAGCAGUUUGUCGAACAAUAUGAGCGAGCUUUAAGGAAUAAGGUUGAAAAGGAGUUUCAUGCUCAUUUCAAGUCAUUCUCUAAAAUGGUACCAUGCGCAACACAAUUUGAAAUCGAGGAACAGGAUAGGUCAGUUUACACGAUUUCAAAAUUGAAAGAAAUUCAAGAAGAGUUCACGAGAAAGGUAUACUGCGACGUCGUAUCUACAACGGAAGAAAGUUCUUAUACGACGUAUGAUGUACGGGAGUGUAUUAUUUACGAAGGUGGUCGUAGGAGGAAAACAUUCAUCGUCUCAUUCCAGAGAGAUAAAUAUGACAUAUUUUGUAGCUGCCAUUUGUUUGAAUUUCGGGGAAUACUUUGUAGGCAUGCUAUCACAGUGCUGAUCUGCAACGAUGUCACAUACAUUCCGAAUAGCUACAUAUUGUGA